UGUGAAAUGUGUGUAGGGUGCCUGUCUUUUAAUAACAGAUUGUGAAAAGUAAAGAAGUUAAUGAUAUAUUUUAAACUAAUAUCUACAAAUAUUUACUGUAAUUUUCUAAAUACAAGAUGGGAAAGUCAAGAAAAAUACGAAAAGGGAAAGGCGAUGAAAGUGAAUCCGAAAAUGAGUUGAAUACUGAACAGUUAAUAGAAAAAUCAAAUAAAAAAUCUAAAUCGCUCAAAACUAAACCAGCCGAUGUUGAAUCAGAAGAACAAAAGGAUGAAAGUAAAAAGCCGAAGGGGAAGAAAGAGAAAAAGCCUGCUGCGACUGAUGAAAGUGAUAAUGAUGUAGGUGUAACAAAUGUUAAAAAGUCGUUUUCCUUAUUACAAGUUGAAGAUAGUGGUUCUGAGAAUGACAAAAUGCUUGAAGAUAAUAGUGAGAGUGAAUCUAAAUCAUUAAAAAAAGACACUAAAAAGAAAUCUAAUAGUGAGGAAAAUAGGACUAAAGAUCAAGGUGGUAAAAAAGGUAAAAAAAAUCGAAGGAAACGAGAUGAGAGUGAUGAAGAUAUAGAAAAAGUAUUAGCCGAAUUAGAAAUGGAAUAUUCAGGUGUUAAGAAAGAGGGUGUGCCGAUUUCAGAAAUUACCGCUCCUGCAGCAGUUCAGGUAGAUGAAGAAAAAGGAAAAAAAAGUAAGAAUAAAAAAUUAGAGAAGGAAUCUCUUGAAAAACUGCCAGAAGUAGAAGAAGAAUCUAAAACGGAAAAUUCUGGAACAGUGAAGACUGCAGCGCAAAAGAAAAAAGAAAAAAAAGAUAGAGAUAAGCAAAAGAAGUUAACUUCAAAGAGCCAAGAUGACGUCAAAAAGCAGAGUAGCCUGGAUGAAGUAUCUACAGAAGAAAAAAAUGAAAAGGAGAAAAUUGAAGAAGACAAGGUGCUCCCUGAGGGAGACAAAAAGAGUAAAAAGAAAAAGAAAGGUGCUAAAGAUGAAGAAGACAAAGAAGCGAAAGAAACCAAGAAAGGUCCUGGAAAGAAAACAAUUGCGGCGAUGCAAGAAGCACUUAGAAAAUUAAAAGAAGAAGAAGAACGCCUCAAGCGUCAAGAAGAAGAACAGAUCAAGAAAGAAGAAGAAGCUGAGAAAGCAAGAUUGGAAGCACUUAGGUUAGAGCAGGAGCGCAAAGAAAGAAAGAAGCAAAAGGAAAAGGAAAGAAAAGAAAGACUUAAAGCAGAAGGAAAAUUGCUCACUGCAAAACAAAAGGCUGAUAGAGCAAGAGCCCAGGCUCUAAUAGAUAGUUUGAAAGCACAGGGUGUUGAGUUGCCAGAUGUGGGCGAAAGAAAACCUAGACCUGGUACCAGGGUGAAGCCAAGCAGGCAGAAAAAGGAACAGAAUGAAGCUACUACAGAUAAUAUAAGUACUAAUAAACAGGAAGAACAGAAACCAGAAGAUACUGUUCCUGUUAAAGUUGAAAUUACGGAACAAAGCCAAGAAAAAGAUGAAGAAUCGGGAGAUGAUGUUAAAGAUGCCUGGGACGCUUCUUCUGAAGAUGAGGAUUCUGAAGAAACCAAGCCUGCAUCAGAAUCUAAAACUGAUGCAAGCGGACGACAGAAAACCUCUCUACUAAAAGAGGAAGAAGAAGAUGAGAGUAGUUCCGAGGAAGAAUCUGAAGAAGAAGAAAGUGAUUCAGAAUCGGAAGAUGAAACCGACGCCAAAUCCUUAGUGGAGAAAGCCCGAGACAAAGCAUUACAAAGAAUAAAGGCAAGGAAAGAAGAAGCUGUAAAGAAUAGAACCACCGAUAAUCUUAGAGCUGCAAUUGUAUGCGUAUUGGGUCAUGUAGACACUGGGAAAACUAAAAUAUUAGAUAAAUUAAGGAGAACUAAUGUUCAAGACGGCGAAGCUGGUGGAAUCACUCAACAAAUAGGAGCAACGAAUGUACCUAUUGAUGCUAUUAAAGAGCAAAUUAAGAUUGUAAAGGAGGUGAACGAACUGGAACUGAAAAUUCCCGGAUUGCUCAUCAUAGAUACGCCUGGUCACGAGUCUUUUAGCAAUUUGAGAAAUCGCGGUUCAUCUUUAUGUGAUAUAGCGAUUCUAGUUGUUGAUAUUAUGCACGGAUUGGAACCUCAAACCAUCGAGUCGAUAAACUUGUUGAAGAGUAAAAAGACACCUUUCAUAGUUGCUCUCAACAAAAUUGACAGACUUUACGAUUGGCAAACAAUUAGUAGAAAGGACGUCAGAGAUAUUCUCAAGAGUCAGGCGCAAAAUACUCAACUGGAAUUUGAGCAAAGGACUAAAGAAGUUAUCGUGCAAUUUGCAGAACAAGGUUUAAAUGCUGCCUUGUUCCAUGAAAAUCCUGACAUUCGGAGCUAUGUUUCCCUUGUGCCAACUAGUGCCAUCACUGGAGAAGGUAUGGGGAAUCUUUUGGCUUUAAUAGUUGAAUUUUGUCAGACGAAACUGGGACCCCGGCUUAUGUACUCGGACGAGCUUCAAGCUACUGUACUGGAAGUAAAAGCUAUUUCUGGUCUUGGGACGACCAUAGACGUAAUAUUGGUUAAUGGGACGCUUAGAGAGGGCGAUACUAUGCUAUGUGCCGGCACUGACGGCCCUAUCGUCACACAAAUUAGGUCAUUACUUAUGCCACAACCCCUUAGGGAGCUUAGAGUUAAGAAUGCAUAUGUAGAAUAUAAGGAAAUCAAAGCAGCUCAAGGUGUAAAAAUAGCGGCAAAAGAGCUGGAGAAGGCAAUAGCGGGUCUAAAUUUAUAUAUAGCUCAAAAACCUGAUGAGGUUGAAAUCCUAAAAGAAGAGGUAGCAAGGGAAUUGCGAUCGGCACUUUCUAAUAUAAAAUUGGCAGAAAGAGGGGUAUACGUUCAGGCCUCGACUUUGGGAUCCUUAGAGGCACUUUUGGAGUUCUUACGUACUAGUAAAAUACCCUAUUGUGGGAUUAGGAUCGGUCCAGUUGUUAAAAAGGAUGUAAUGAAAGCAUCUAUUAUGUUGGAACAUGAAAGUCAGUAUGCCACGAUAUUGGCGUUUGACGUAAAGGUGGAACGUGAUGCUCAAGAACUUGCAGACAGUUUAGGCGUCAAAAUAUUUCAGGCUGAUAUAAUUUACCAUCUGUUUGAUAAAUUUAUGGCCUACAGGGAAGAAUUAAAACAGAAGAAAAGAGAGGAGUUCAAACAUAUUGCCGUAUUUCCGUGUAAACUUAAAAUACUACCACAAUUUGUUUUUAAUUCACGUGACCCUAUAGUGUGUGGUGUAAUGGUAGAGGCUGGGAUUAUCAAAGAAGGCACGCCUAUUUGUGUUCCAAGUAAAGAGUUUGUUGAUUUGGGAGUGGUAACUAGUAUAGAAAAUAAUCAUAAACCUGUCGAAAGUGCCAGAAAAGGAAUGGAAAUCUGCAUAAAAAUUGAACCAGUGCCUGGAGAAUCUCCUAAGAUGUUCGGGAGACAUUUUGAUGAAACUGAUUUUCUUGUUAGUAAGAUAUCACGUCAAUCUAUAGAUGCAUGCAAGGAUUACUUCAGAGAUGACCUUCUGAAAACUGAUUGGCAACUUAUGGUUGAAUUAAAAAAACUCUUCCAGAUUUUGUAGCUAUAUUUAUAUUUUUUAAUAAUAUUUUCUAUAUAUAUAUAUAUAUAUAUGUAUACACACAUUAUUUCCAUAUAUUUAUACCAUGCCUUAAUUCUCAUUUAGUAAAUAAAUCAAAGCAGAAACAAAAAAAAAUUAAUUAUCGAUACUGUUGAUUUUUACUAUCAACCAGCUUUUACAAUUAAUUAUACCCAAAUAAACGGAUGGUGGAAUAAGGUCGUUUUAAUUUUUUUACUACUUUAGUAUUUUACAAAUAUUCCGUCACUUUUUGAUUUCCUAUCUUUUUGUGCACAAAAAUUGGGUACAAAAUAUUUAAUUUCCGAUUAUCGUUUCAGGUGACAGUUUGUGAAAGUUUGUGCAUGGAAACUAUUUUUCUCGCAACUGCAAAGAAAAAUACACAAUCGAUCCUAUGAUUCCAAAAAAGUGAGAUACUUGCAUUGACAAUUUGUUUCAGUUACAUCCAGUACAUCCGAACUUUCACUAAAAAUGUCAUCAUUCUCGAGCAUCAAUAUUAUUUUGAGUAAUUUCAAUUAUAAUACUAUAUUGACUUAAUUUUACUCUUUAAUACAUUUUAUACAGAAUUUUACUUACGGAAAUCAACUGUGAAGGCCAAUAGUUUAAGCUUUAAAAAUUUAGACAAUUCGUGGAUUUAAAGUGUUGUUUUAGUUUUAUAUUUUAAUUUUUGUGGGUGUACUGUUAUUUGAACCCUUUCAUUGCGGGAAACCGAUUCAUAAGCAAAAUGAACCGAUAUCUAGGCAGGCCGGGAGUCAAGGUUUGUUGCGAGAACUGUUCUUAUUUCUAUACAGGGUGUCCACAAAUUUCACCAACAAUGUUUGACUGCAUCUUCACGGCGAUAAAUAAAUACGAUCUAUGGAAAAAAAUUAAAUAAAACUUUUUGGUUUUUGAAUUACAGGCCAUCAAAGU
Molecule: messenger RNA, 4478 nt
Organism: Anoplophora glabripennis (Asian longhorned beetle)
Lineage: Eukaryota; Metazoa; Arthropoda; Insecta; Coleoptera; Cerambycidae
Gene: eIF5B
Product: eukaryotic translation initiation factor 5B
Exons: 14
Coding region: 117-3557 (1146 amino acids)
Molecular function (GO): translation initiation factor activity; GTPase activity; GTP binding
Source: RefSeq, a predicted model, not a curated record